AUGUCUCAACAAUCCAACUCUUCUCCUUCCAAGAACAUGCCUUGUUCCCCUAGCGCUGAACCAAGCAACCCUAACAGAGAAGAUCCUGUUGCUGACUCUGUGAGUACCCCACAUGCAAGAAGACCUAAAGAAACUGUAUCAGGCUUCUCCUCAUCCAUCGUUCUUGAGGAGCGAACCAAAGAAGGUUCCAGGUAUGUUCACAAUGCCAUUGCCACUAUAGUGACUGGAAUACUGUCUGGAAAUCAUGAGGUCCCUGGGGUUUCCAUUCCCUUAAACACUAUUGAACCUGAUAGUGUUGCUGAUCAAGAAAAUACUGAGUCUUUAGGAAAGAAUAUCUCUGAUGACGUUGAGUGGAAAUAUGUUUAUCAGGAGAGCCUGGCUUUGGAAAGGGAAUUAGCUCAGAAUAUCCUAGACUGUAAGGAUAUUAUGAAUCUUAUUCAAGAGGCUGGUUUAAUGAAGUCUGUGACUCAGUUUUCAAAGUUCUAUGAGAUGUUGGUAAAGGAAUUUAUUGUUAAUCUGUCUGAAGAAUGUGCUGAUGGCAAGUCUAAGGAAUUCAAGAAAGUGAAUGUGAGAGGCAAGUGUGUGAAUUUCUCUCCUUCAGUGAUCAACAAGUAUUUGGGAAGGCCUGAUGAAGCUCAACCUGAGCUUGAGAUUGGAGCUGUUAACUGGGUGCCCACCAAUCAUAAAUCUACAGUUGCUGUAAUGCUUGGAAAGUUUAUAUAUGUUGUUGGAACCAAAGCCAAAUUUAACUAUGGCUCCUAUAUUUUUGAUCAAACUUUGAAGCAUGAAGGAAGCUUCAGUGUGAAGGGUCCUAUAGCCUUUCCUUCUCUCAUUUGUGGUAUUGUUUUGAAUCAGUUUCCAAACAUCUUAACUGAGAAUGAUUCUGUGAAGAAAAGAGACAACCUUAUGUCUUUCAAUCAUAAGUUGUUCCUAGGUACCCAUGUCCCUGAUAUUGUCAUGACAUCAGGUGAGACAUCACGUGUAAGCAAUCAGCCAGGUAAAGUUGUUGUCAAUGCAAUGCUCAAAGAAACCUGUAGGGAAUUAGAGGCAAGGAAGCUGAACUUGGAAAAAUUGAUUAGCUCUUUGGAGAUGACUGAAGGUGAUGUGCUAGCUGAUGGUGGAGAAUUUGGUGAAGCUGCUGCUGUUGCAGAAGAAGCUGAAAGACAAGGUGAAGAGGGAGAAGUAGAUGCCAGUCCUGAUGAUGGCACAAAUGAUGAUGCUGACUCUGAGUCAGAUGACUAG
Lathyrus oleraceus (garden pea) is the source of this 1242-nucleotide messenger RNA. RefSeq lists its product as uncharacterized. NCBI's taxonomy places the organism in Eukaryota, Viridiplantae, Streptophyta, Magnoliopsida, Fabales, Fabaceae. The coding region runs from base 1 to 1242 and encodes 413 amino acids. The record is from RefSeq and is a predicted model, not a curated record. The transcript has 3 exons.